AUGGAUAACGAAUCAUCCCGAGAUGGCCCGUCAUCAACAAAGGGGGCCAAGAACUCUCCCGUUGUGCAUGAAAAGGUCGACAAUGGCAAGUUGGAGAGAUCCCCGUCGUCAAUUCAUAAUGGCGGUGUCGUAAUACAAACACAGAAGCCCUUCACAACCUUGUCUGCCAUUGGCAUUGGAUAUGGAACCACCAAUACCGCCGUGGGCAUCCUUCUAGUCCUUGGAAGCACGCUUCCAAUGGGUGGCUCUCCGCUCGUGUUUUGGGGGUUUUUGUUAAUGGCUGGCGUCGGUCUUGCCACAGCCACAACCCUCGCGGAACUGGCAUCUGCUUUCCCUCACCCGGGAGGGCAAUAUAUCUGGGUCAACCGGCUGGCUCCUCCCCGGUAUCGGCGAUUCAUGUCGUUUGCAACAGCCAUGGUCAGUUGGCUCGCAGCGGUGGCGACAGGUGCCUCGGCAUGUCUCUCCGUUCCUGCAGGAGUAUUCUCGAUAAUUAGACUGCUGAAUCCCGACUUCGUCGUUCAGAGAUGGAUGAUCUUCAUUGGGUAUCAAAUUUUGAAUAUCCUCACUCUCGGACUGGCAACUUUUGAGCAUGCGCUCCCUAAAAUUUCGAAAGUGAUGUUGCUUUUCAGUUGCCUGACAAUAGGGGUGAUCUUCAUCUCACUCUUCGCCAUGUCCAAGAGUCACUCUACUGCCAAGGAUUUCUUCGUAUCGUCUGUCAAUGUGACUGGCUGGCAGAAGGGGAUUGCGUUCAUUAUUGGCAUGAACGGUGCUAAUUGGAGUUUUUCAUGUCUUGACGUCGCCACCCAUCUUGCCGAGGAGAUACCCAACCCCGAAUCCAACAUCCCCAGAGCCCUCAUCUGGACUAUCGUAAUUGGAUUUGUGUCGGGUCUUCUGGUGAUUAUGUCUGUGCUGAUCAACGUCGAGAGCAUCGAUGGAUCUGGCGACAACUCCGCCGUGGCCCUGUUCUAUCAGAUUACUGGCAGCAAAGCAGCCGCUGUUGGACUAUGGGUCCCAGUUCUGAUCACUACGGCCGGAGCAGUUUGGUCCAUUCAAACAUGGCAGUCUCGUAUCGCAUGGACUAUCAGCCGCGAAGCUGGUUUCCCGAUGCAUCGGCAUCUGAGCAAGCUUGCCCCUGCACCUUUCUACACGCCUAUUUGGUCCAUGGUAAUGUCGAGCACUUUUACCGCGAUAUUCGGUUGCCUGUAUCUUGGAUCCGAGUUGGCCUUCAAUUCCCUCAUUUCCACGGGUCUUAUGCUCCAAUACAUUAGCUACAGUAUUCCCGUUGUGCUUAUGCUCAUGCAAGGCCGAUCUAACUUCCCGCAUGGACCUUUCUGGUAUCCCAAGCUAGGACUAAUCGCGAAUAUUGUCAUGCUCGCUUGGGGUGCUGUUGCUAUAGUCUUUUAUUGUUUCCCGUACUAUCUUCCGGCCGUCGCUGACCAGAUGAACUAUGCUUCGCCAGUGCUUGUCGCCGUGGCCAUUCUGACCAUUUCCCUUUGGUUCUUAUUCGCUCGUAAAACGUACGAAGUGAAGGAAAUUCUGGGACAUUAA
Molecule: messenger RNA, 1548 nt
Organism: Clonostachys rhizophaga
Lineage: Eukaryota; Fungi; Ascomycota; Sordariomycetes; Hypocreales; Bionectriaceae
Source: the annotation of a GenBank genome assembly